Messenger RNA from Hydra vulgaris (swiftwater hydra), 1932 nucleotides. NCBI's taxonomy places the organism in Eukaryota, Metazoa, Cnidaria, Hydrozoa, Anthoathecata, Hydridae. The record is from RefSeq and is a predicted model, not a curated record.
UUUAAUAAUAAUAUUUUUUAUAAUUAAAAAUGCUGAUGGGGAGAAAGUGGGAGAAAGAAAGCUGGAGAAUGGGAUGAAGUGACUGAAGUUGAAAACAGUACAAAGGUUUCUUGUGACUAUUGUCAUGCUUUGAUUAGCAACAAGAUAGAACGAGUAAAACCCCAUUUAAAACAUUGCCAAAAAAAGUUUUUACACAAGCAUACGGAAAGAGAAAAUCUCAAUUUGUCAAAAUAUUUAAAUAAAAAUUGUGAUGAUGUACCAAAUAAUGAUUUAAAUAUUAAUGCAUCUGCUCUAAUAGAUGGACCAUCAUCUCUAAUAGCUGGACCAUCAGCUCAAGUUGGAAAAAGUUCUUUGGCAUCUGUAAGUUCUAUAAGUUCGUUAACACCUUGUAAGAAGCAGCAGUUGAUGUCAUCGUACACAAUAUCAACUAAUAUGGAACAGAAAGAAAAUAUUGAUAUAAAAAUAGCAAAAUUUUUCUUCAGUGCAAAUGUAUCAUUUAAAACUUCUGAAAAUCAAGAAUUUAUAGACAUGAUCAGUUCAUUCAUCCAGGAUACAAACCACCUAACCGUAAAAUGCUAGGAGGAGAGCUCUUAGAAAAAGUUUAUGAGGAAGUAAACAAAAAAAUGAUGGAUCAACUUACCCAAGAAGAGAAAACAAUAACAAUUAUGCAAGACGGAUGGAGUAGUGUUACUUAUGAUCCCAUUAUUGCUCACAGUGCAUAUGACGGACUUAAUUCUAAAAUUUUAUGCAUUACUGAUUGUGCAUCAAAUAAAAAAACAGCCAAGUAUUGUACCGAACUCUUUUGUAAUGUCAUUAAAGAUCUUAAAGAAACAUACAAUAAAGAAGUAUUUGCUGUGGUAACAGAUAAUGAAAAUAAGAUGAAAAAAAUGAGGGAUUCAAUCAAAGAAACGUAUCCAAAUCUUUUAACAUAUGGGUGUUCUGCACAUUAUUUAAACCUUUUAGAAAAAGAAGUAACACACCCAGAUGUCAUCAAACAUGUGGUUGAAGUGCAGAAAUAUUUUCGUAAUACACAUCAACCGCAUGGAUGGUUGCGUGAGAAAGGAGGGCAUAUGCCUCAGUUACCAAACGAUACUCGAUGAAACUCCCAAAUUGACUGUAUAGAAACAUACAUAAAAAACUACCAAAUUUAUGUAGAAAUAGUAGAUAAUCAUGAUAUACCUAUCAAAAUCAGAAAAAUUAUUGAAAAUCGAGCAAUAUUUAGAGAAGCUAACAGUCUUCAAACCCAACUCAAAAUAUUUGGUGUUGUUUUAGAUCAAAUGCAAAGUGACAGCUGUCACCUAUCCGAAUGUGUUGAGUUGUGGCUCUCACUUUUGAAUAACCCUGAACUAAGUCAUUACCACACAGCUAUCAAAAAGAGAUGUAAUGAUGCUAUGACACCUAUCCAUUAUCUUGCGACCAAUCCUCGCUUUUUGGGUAAAAAUAAGUUUUGCUUAAAAAAAAAAUUGUUUUGAAAAAUUUCUGAAUUUUUUUUUUAUAGGCAAAAACCUGCCGAUUGAAAAUGAAGAUGAGGCUGAAGAAUGGCUUUACAAUCAUUAUCCUGAUUUUGUACCUGGGUUGAUUUUGCUUAAAUUAAAGGAUUGUGAUGCAUUUUCUAAAAGGAUGUUGAGUAAUCAAAUUAUAUCAACAAUAUUGUGCAGUGAUUGGUGGUCUAUCAUUAACCAGAGAAAUGAAAAAUCAAUUCAGAAAAAAUUGCCUGAAGGAUUUUGCAAAUUUAUUUCUAAACUUCAAACGUGCCCUGCUAGCUCAGGAUCAAUAGAAAGAAUAUUUUCUUCAUUUGGUUUUAUUUGGUCAAAAGUUAGAAAUAAAUUAGGAUGUGAAAAGGCUAAAAAGCUUGUGCAAAUAUAUAAACAGUAUCAAAAAUAGUUUAUAGUUUAUGUUUUUACAUUAGAGUUUAUGCUUUUACAAUAUAAA